Vidua chalybeata is the source of this 2027-nucleotide messenger RNA. Its product is annotated as parvalbumin, thymic. The transcript is spliced from 5 exons. Lineage: Eukaryota; Metazoa; Chordata; Aves; Passeriformes; Viduidae. Gene Ontology annotation, cellular component: cytoplasm; nucleus. The coding region runs from base 88 to 417 and encodes 109 amino acids. The record is from RefSeq and is a predicted model, not a curated record. Gene Ontology annotation, molecular function: calcium ion binding.
CUCAGCUCUGCUGGAGAUACACAGCAAGUACCUUCCUCCCAACCUGACUGCUUCCUUAUCCAGUGAAGAAGACCACAAAGUUCAACAAUGGCCAUCACUGACAUCCUCUCUGCUAAAGAUAUUGAAUCUGCUCUCUCCAGCUGCCAGGCUGAUGAUUCCUUCAACUACAAGUCUUUCUUCUCCAUGGUUGGUUUAUCCAGCAAAACUCCUGAUCAGAUAAAGAAAGUUUUUGGAAUCCUUGAUCAGGACAAGAGUGGUUUCAUUGAAGAAGAGGAGCUGCAGCUGUUCCUGAAGAAUUUCUCUUCAAAUGCCAGAGCCCUCACCUCAGCAGAGACCAAGGCUUUUCUGGCUGCGGGAGACAGUGAUGGUGAUGGCAAAAUUGGAGUGGAAGAAUUCCAGUCUCUGGUGAAGGCAUAAACAGCAUUAGACCAAAGGCAACCUUGGACUGACUCUGCCAAUUACCUCGUCCAGCAAGCACUUCGCACUCAGCAUGUGUUUGUACAUUUUUAUAUUGUUUCAGGCAUUAACAGUUCCCCACACGUGAAGUUCACACACCUGAUUACUGAGAAACCUUGCAAUGUUUUGGUCACAUGGCAUUGUAACAUUUCCAUUGUAAAGAAGGCACUUUGUGAUUUUCCAUCACUGAUAAUGUUGAUAUUGUGGUUGGGAGAGGGGAGAAAACAAUUAAAAAAUCAACUAAACAAAAAGACCCUUGGGGGAAAAAGCUGCUUUUAAAAAUUUUGUUUAGGUUCUCCAUCCUCAUACUUGAGCAUGCUGACUCACCAGACACAGUUUUGAUUAUCUUAAACCAUAUGAUAUCUUCUCAGACUUAAUUGUACUGAUUUAAUUGAGGUUUAUUUCUGAUUAAUUCUCUGAUACUUGAGGAAAAGCAAUGCUGAAAAGAUAGCUAAAAAUUAUUCAUAUUAUGUCCCAAACCUGCAAAUAUGAGAAAAAAAUUAAGACAUUUAAGAGGAUUUCACACAUAGCUCAAAGCACAGAGUAAGUUUGUGGGUAAUUUUCCAAAAUAUAGUAGUAGAUCACAGCGUAAUUGUAUCACCAGAACGUGUUUAUGGCCUAAAAUGUGACUGUCCCUUAAGAAGAUUUAUCUUUCAUGAAAUCUAAGGCAGCUGUGAGAUAGAGGAGAAGGGUCUAAUCGUACUCUGACACUGUCACAAGUCAUGGUCCCCUGACAACCUGGGCCACAGGCCUGGAGGUUUUUCCAUGGAUCAUGAGCCUGUUGCUUAUUGUCUCUUAACACAUACAAAAUAAUAAUAUUUGCCACAUCUGUGAAUUUCUGUGCUUUCUUCAGAUGAAACUAUAGCCAAUCUUGCUAUCUGAUUACCCUAAAGCUCUUACAUUGUUAAAUAAUGGCCAUUACUCAGGUCUUUCAUUUAUUAUAUGAAUUAUUAUCUAUAUGCUCCAUAAUAUCAGCAGUUUUCUUCAGUCUGAAAACUAGGAACUAGUCUUCCCUUUGAGAAGUGUCUUACAGGAUUUAGAGUUGGUUAUAGCACUGUCUUCACGAAUGGACAAAGUAAAUGAUGUUCAUGGCUAAAUGCAGAUGUCAGCAGGUGGAGUAGAUGUUGUGCAUCUCUGGCUGAGUGUGUCAGAAAUUUCCCCAUCCUGAUUUAGCUGUUUCCUUGCCCAUGUCUCAUGCUGUGGCUCCAGCUCCCAAGCACACUGUUGUUUUAUUACUCUUCACUAAAAGUGAAUGAUAAUUAUGGUUUGGCAGCUGUUUUGAAGAAAAGCAGAAACAAAGCCUUUGGAACUUUUAUGUAACAGCCAGUGUUGGCAUUUCCAUGAAUUGCAAGAUGAUUAUGUGAAGCAAGAACAGCUCCCUCAUUCCCAGGCAUGUAAGAGAGCCGGUCGACCGAUUUAAGAUGGCUAAUGCAAAAAAGGAAUUCUAGCAAUCAGGCUCACUGAAGCCUUGGCAGAAUUAUAAUGAAUAUAAAUCCUAAUUCUAUCCCCACUGCCUUUGAUGUUAAAUCUGGGUUUAAAUUAUAUCUGCUGUUAAUUGCAGCACUGAAAUA